Spinacia oleracea (spinach) is the source of this 1626-nucleotide messenger RNA. RefSeq lists its product as uncharacterized. The transcript has 12 exons. Gene Ontology annotation, molecular function: protein binding. Bases 56 to 1375 code for a protein of 439 amino acids. NCBI's taxonomy places the organism in Eukaryota, Viridiplantae, Streptophyta, Magnoliopsida, Caryophyllales, Amaranthaceae. The record is from RefSeq and is a predicted model, not a curated record.
UCUUCCCGUCCUGUUUGAUUAUUUUGAUUUGGCAAAAGCCCUUGCGGGAUUAGCAAUGAGGGAAAGCGUGGGUAUCAACGACGAGGGGAGGCUGGUUUUUAGAAAACGCAAAAGCUACCGGAUUUUCGAACCUUUCGUUGAUCAUCCCGAUCCCGACUUGCUCUCCUAUGACUAUGAAAUUCGACACAAGUACCUGAAUAAUCCAGAAGAGGUUGAGGCUGACACUGAAUUUCGAUCUUUGAAGGACAGUUAUGAUAGGCUGGGGUAUCCAUUGCCUGGCAGACCCGCUUACUUGGUCCAUUCGUUUGAGCAGAAAUUUGGUGAAGAUUUCAUUAAUAUUAAUGAAACUUUAAACUUGAUGCUCCUUAAAUUGGCUCCCUCUGUGGUAUCUCUUUGUUCAUUCAUAGAUGACAAGAGAUUAUUUACAUGUUCUGGAAUCGUAAUAGAGAGCACCAAUGGUUGUGCUGUUAUCUUGACUUCUGCUAGUUUAGUUGCAACUACAAAUGGUGAAAGUGCCCGUGCAGUCUCGGAAAAUGUCAAGAUCUUUGUGCAUUUUACAGAUGGUCCAGCUUAUGAGGCCUCUGUGAUAGGGUGUUGUUUGCAUUACAAUGUGGCAUUUGUUAGAGUUCAUAAACACCAUAAAGAUGUUCUAUCACUUCUAUGUCUACAAGGGGAAAGAAUGGAGUCGAUGCCAGAGGCUGUGUUUGCCUUGGGUCGACACUAUGUGUCUCAGGAGUUCAUGGUUGCAAGUGGUGAAUCUGUAUUUCAGAGAAAUAACUUUGAUUGUGUUGAACUUAUGUUCUCAAGUUGCAAAAUCACAAAGUGUGGUAUUGGGGGUCCCCUUGUGAAUUCCAAAGGAUACGUUGUCGGAGUCAACUUCUUCAACACAGAUGAUACUCCAUACCUUCCAAGUCUUCUUGUUCGAAGAUGUUGGGACCACAUUAAGACUUACGGGUCUGUGGUACAUCUCCAUUUCGGUUGGAGAAUCCGACCUGUUAUACAAAUGAACGCUGAGCUGUUGUAUAAUCUCUGCGAGAGUUUUGAAUUUGCAUUUGAUUGUCUUUUGGUAGAAGAGGUAGCAAGUAGCUCUCCUGCAUACAGAUCUGGAAUCAGAAAUGGUGAUAUUGCGGUUGAACUUUUUGGAGAACCUGCUGUGGCAACACCUGUACCUACUUAUGCAGAAAUUCUUCUUGAGAAGUCAAACUUACUGCUGGAGAAAGAAAAUGUCCAAGUUCAGGUAAAGAUACUGAGGAAGAGUACUCAUUCUCAAAUAGAUAGUAAAUAUCUGACAAUUGACGCUACCAAGCUCAGUAGUAGGGACUUUUACAGGUGGCCACUGCCACAGGCGGAGUGGGAGAUUAAACCAAGUGAUUGACAUAUGUUGUCAUGACAUUAUUAAGCUUCUUCAAACACUAUGUUUGGAUAGGAAAUCGAGGAAUACAUUUUUGCUUAUUUGGAUAAGAUAUCAUCCUAAUCUUGGUAUUUCUUCUGUAAUUAGACAAAUUAGUUCAAUUCCCGGAAAACUGUAAAUAGCUGAGCUCAAAGUAUCAACCACUAGUUUUUGGUAGUUAGUGUAAGGGUUUUUUUCUUCCCACAACUUCCAUCAAAAGUUUGGUACCACAACAA